UGGAAAUAACAUGGCAACUUUAUUCAUGCCAAUUGGACUGAUAAAAUUUGUUAAUAAAAUUGCAAAAAAAAAAUAUUUCUACGUGUACACCGGUAGAACAAAUAAAUAAAUUUACUAAUUUUAUUUCUCCAUAAUGCCGCCAACAAAGGUCAAACAACAAAACUCUGCUAAAAAUCCAACACAAAAAUUCAAUGAGACUCACGCCAGAAACAUUGAAGUGGCCAAAAAACUGGUUGAAAACUACGUUUCGUCGUCAGAAGAUGAAGAAGAAUUGGAUGAAAAUACUAUUUUAAAAUCGUUAUACCAGCACUAUGAUAAACGCACGGAAGAUGAACCGCUAUUGGCCAAAACUGCCGGCUUUUUGGAAAAUGUUUUACAAACUGGUGCAGCUACGUGUCUUAUUUGCAUAGGCAGCAUUAAGCGUUCAAAUGCUAUUUGGUCCUGUAAAUAUUGUUAUUGUUUCUUUCACUUGAACUGCAUAAAACGUUGGGCUAAUGACAGUAUGGCCCAGGCAAAGGCUCAAACGCAAAAUGAACAGGGCUACUACAAUCACAUGGGAGAAUAUGUGCCACCUAAGAAGCCCAAAGCCUUACAUUGGUGUUGUCCUCAGUGUAGAAGAGAAUUUCAACCCGAGGAAAGACCUUCGGAAUAUGAGUGCUUCUGUGGCAAAGAAAUAAAUCCGCCCUCACAGCCCUGGUUAAUACCCCACUCUUGCGGUGAAAUCUGUGGUAAAGCGCUACAGCCAAAUUGUGGUCAUAAAUGUACUUUACUAUGUCAUCCCGGACCAUGUCCACCUUGCGCCCAAUACGCCAUUACAUCCUGUAAAUGUGGCAAAUCCCCUGCAAAGUCAGUACGUUGCGCCAAUAAGUUGUGGGAAUGUCAACAGAAAUGUGAAUUGCUAUUGCCCUGUAAGGAGCAUGUUUGCAAAAAGGUAUGCCACAAGCCAGGACAGUGUCCACCCUGUCAGCAGACAAGUAUGCAACCAUGUGAAUGUGGACUUGAAAAGGCAAAACGUCCAUGUUGCGAUCAGAAAUGGCAUUGUAAAAAACCCUGUGGUAAGCCAUAUUCUUGUGGCUUGCAUACUUGCAAGAAAGUUUGCCAUUCGGGUGACUGUGGAGAUUGUCCUUUAAGUUUACCACGUUCCUGUCCUUGUGGUAAAACUAAAAAAGUUGGUCCCUGUUCGGAAGUAAUAGAUACUUGUGGUGAUACUUGCCAAAAGCUAUUAGCUUGUGGCAUACAUACUUGCACACAACGCUGUCACAAGGGAAAUUGUAAUUUGUGUUUGAUUAUAACGAAAAAGAAAUGCCGCUGUGGUAUGCACGAAAAAGAACUACCCUGUUCCAAGGAAUUUACAUGUGAAACCAAGUGUAAACAAACACGAGAUUGUGGCAAACAUCCCUGCAAUCGUAAGUGCUGCGAUAGAAACUGCCCACCAUGUGACAAAGUGUGCGGCAAACCCUUGUCCUGUGGUAAACAUAAAUGUCAAUCGAUUUGCCAUAAGGGCCCCUGUUAUCCAUGUCAGCAAAAGUCGCAAAUCAAUUGUCGUUGUGGUAAAAGUAAAAAGAGCGUUCCCUGUGGUCGGGAACGUACAGCCCGUGUAGUUUGUUUGGAACCAUGUCGCAUACCUUCUAAAUGCCAUCAUGAAAAUAAGCAUCGCUGUCAUAAAAAUGAGUGCCCACCUUGUGCACAACCUUGUGGUUUAGCAAAUGACACCACCAAGUGUGAUCACAAGUGUAUGGCGAAAUGUCAUGCCUCGGUUAAGGUGGCCAAGAAGGCUAAUCCCGAUACUACCAGCAUAUGGGAGCCUACUAAGCAGUUUGAAUUUAAACAAAUGCCUCAUCCACGUUGUGAACAAAAAGUAAGCGUAACCUGCAUCGGAGGACAUGAAGUAGCUGAUUGGCCCUGUUGGAAUUCUAAACCAACAUCCUGUCAGCGUUUGUGUAAUCGUUUCUUAAGCUGCGGCAAUCACAAGUGCUCUUUAGUAUGUCAUGCUGUAGCGGAUUUAAAAGAUAUGAAGCAACAACCUGGUUGUGCUCCUUGCGAACAAGGUUGUAAUAUACCACGACCCGAAGGAUGUACACAUAAUUGCCCAAGACCUUGUCACCUGCCACCCUGUUAUCCUUGUAGCGUUGCUAUUAAAACUAAAUGCCAUUGCGGCUUAAUGCCCAUUAUCUAUAAAUGCAGCGAUUAUUACAAUUCUGAGGCUAGUGAAGGUGAAAUCUUGGAAAGACAAGAAAACUUAAAGAGCUGUGGUAAUAGAUGUUUAAAAAAUUAUCCUUGCGGUCAUCGUUGCGCAGCUAAAUGUCAUUCUGGUCCUUGUCCCUAUCCCGAAUCUUGCCGCAAGAAAUUACGCAUCUACUGCGAUUGUAAACGUUUAAAAACGGAAAUUUCCUGUGAUAAACAUCGAGCUGGUCUACAAAAAUUACAAUGCGAUGAAAAUUGCAUAGAAACACAAAAGACACUAGAGCUUGCACGACAAAAGGAAGAGGAAUUACGACGUAAACAGGAAGAAGAACGUAAUCGUUUGGAAGUAGAACAAUUUGAAAAGAAAUUUAGCAAGCGCAAACCCAAAGAACGUAAAACUUUAGAAGUAAAACAAAAAGAUCCUAUCAAUUGGAAAUUAGUUGGAGUAUAUGCUGGUAUUUUUGCAGCUGUAUUGCUAGCAGUUGCUUUAGCUUUUUAUGAAGAUCAUUAAGUGUA
Molecule: messenger RNA, 2700 nt
Organism: Lucilia sericata (common green bottle fly)
Lineage: Eukaryota; Metazoa; Arthropoda; Insecta; Diptera; Calliphoridae
Product: NF-X1-type zinc finger protein NFXL1
Exons: 9
Coding region: 134-2695 (853 amino acids)
Biological process (GO): regulation of DNA-templated transcription
Cellular component (GO): nucleus
Molecular function (GO): RNA polymerase II transcription regulatory region sequence-specific DNA binding; zinc ion binding; DNA-binding transcription factor activity, RNA polymerase II-specific
Source: RefSeq, a predicted model, not a curated record